AUAGCCUAUAAUGUUUUGAAUGUUUUGAAUAUUCAAUUUUGCAGACUAGUCAUCACUACCCGCGUUGAUGUCCUUACAGUACGACGUGCUUAUUGUUGGCGCUGGCAUCGCUGGCUCUGCUCUUGCCCACGCACUGUCACAAUCCUCAGCUCCGCAACGCCGUAUUGCACUCCUUGAGCGGAGCCUUGCUGAACCUGACCGCAUAGUCGGCGAGCUGCUCCAACCUGCCGGCGUCGCCUUCCUCGACAAGCUUGGAUUACAGGGUGCAUUAGAAGGUAUAGACGCGAUACCAGUACACGGAUACGCGGUCGUUCAAGAUGGUCGCAUUGUCCAUAUUCCAUACCCUGACGGACGAGAAGGACGGAGUUUCCACCAUGGACUAUUCGUGCAGGGACUGAGGGAACACGCAAUGCGCGCAAAAGGUGUGGACGUCAUCGAAGCAACCGUAAACGAACUGGUGGAAGAGGAAGGAAGGGUCGUCGGUGUAAAAGCUACGCGUUCUAGCGGGAAGGAGAAGGAAGUUUUCCGCGCAGACUUAACAGUUAUUGCAGACGGGUGCUUCUCGAACUUCCGUAGUACCGUACAAGGUCCAUCUGCACGCCCUUCGAAUACCAGGUCGCAUUUCUGUGGCGCGAUACUCAAGGAUGCACAGUUGCCGAUAUCGCAGCACGGCACUGUCGCACUCGUACGUGGCCACGGACCCGUUUUGCUAUACCAAAUAUCAGAACACGAUACCCGGAUUCUCGUAGACGUCAAAGGUCCCGUACCAUCUGACUUGAAGAAACAUAUCAUCACUGAAAUUUUGCCUUCCCUCCCUAUUCAACUACAUGAGCCGAUCCGCGUUGCUCUUGCUGCUGAUCGUGUUCGCCGCAUGCCCAACUCAUUCCUACCGCCUGCCCCUCAGACGCACAAACGUGGUGCCAUCCUUCUUGGGGACGCCUGGAACAUGCGCCAUCCGCUAACAGGUGGCGGUAUGACCGUUGCAUUGUCCGACGUAUACAUACUUUCCCAGCACCUUGAUAAGAUAAACGACCUACUAGACUGGAACCAGAUGAAGGUCAUACUUGACAAAUGGUGGUGGGAACGCAAAGGGCUGGCUGCAACUAUCAACAUUAUGAGCGUCGCCCUUUACGACGUGUUUGGGGCUGAUGGCGAGUGUUUGACUGUCUUCCAAGACGGAUGUUUCAAGUAUUUCGAAAGGGGAGGAGAAUCCGUCCGUGGUCCAGUAUCAUUGCUGAGUGGAAUUUCACCUUCAACCUCGCUCCUUGCAUAUCACUUCUUCUAUGUGGCGAUUUAUUCUAUAUGGGUGCUCUUUGCACAUCCUCGACGUAUACAUGCGCCUCGUGCAAAUAGCGAGUCACAUAUGAAUGGGACUCCCGAUAUAACCGGGAAUGGUGGAGCCCACACUGACGAAAAACAUUCGGACAUGCAUAUCAUGCAAAUACCGUCAAUACUCGAUUACCCUCGACUAUUCUGGCUGAGCUGUAGAGUUUUAUGGACAGCAUGUGCAAUAUUUGGACCCCUAUUGUGGACAGAGAUUUGUUGGUGGUGAGCUUGUCAGUUAGAGUAGGACGAUUCAGGACAGUUUUUUCUAUAUUUUGGAAUUAUUGUACAUACUUGUGGCACCUAAUCGUGUGGAGGUACAGCUGUGAAUAGUAUUCUGAUGUGUUUAUGGCUUGUUCUGAUCUUCUACAUAAACCUGUUAUUAAUCUCGAAACGGCGGCGGACGUGUAGUGUACAGUAUCCGAUCACUGCCUGCAGGAUUCAUAAUUUAUGAGCUAUCAUACACCAUGCCCCAUUCCUCUAGGGUCAUCAGCGUGCACGUCGACUGCUGUUCCGUAUCCGCUCCCCAUAAUACCAAAAUAUCCAGGGCCUGAAAGGAGGAGGACGUACGCAGGACAGCCUAACGCGACUGCCAUGCAUGAUAGUAUCACCCUUCCCGAACCCGAGUGCGUCAUACUUACAUGAGUGUUCCAACUUCCAAGGCGCG
Suillus subalutaceus is the source of this 1990-nucleotide messenger RNA. Its product is annotated as squalene epoxidase-domain-containing protein. The record is from RefSeq and is a predicted model, not a curated record. Gene Ontology annotation, molecular function: flavin adenine dinucleotide binding; squalene monooxygenase activity. The transcript is spliced from 4 exons. NCBI's taxonomy places the organism in Eukaryota, Fungi, Basidiomycota, Agaricomycetes, Boletales, Suillaceae. Gene Ontology annotation, biological process: ergosterol biosynthetic process. The coding region runs from base 68 to 1552 and encodes 494 amino acids. Gene Ontology annotation, cellular component: membrane; endoplasmic reticulum.